AUGUAUCUGAAGUUUUUGAUGACUAAGUCUGAAGAGUUACUAGCCUUGGGGGAGGAAGGACAAAUGUAUAAGGUCACUACAUUACGAGACACUGGGGCUGCUUUGACGCUGUCGUAUGGUAAGGCUUUACCUAAUGUUACGAAGAAUCUCAGUGGUGAGAAGGUUGUUGUGAAAGAUCUAACUGGAAUAUCAUCAAUUCCCCUUGCCAAUAUCUACCUUGAUUGUCUGCUUGUAAAAGGAAAAGUUGAACUAAGGGUGAUAGAUAAAGAAUUGACAGCAGAAGGGUUUGCAUUGUUAAUAGGUAAUGAUUUAGCCGAGAAAUUAAUCGUUCCAUAUUUGAUUGUCUCUGAUAUCCCAAUGAAUGACAUGAAUGAUGAGAAAGUAGAUACUGACCAAGCCUUAAUGAAUUACAUAAAUGAUAAGAAAGUAGAUACUAACCAAGCCCCAACAUACAUAGUUACUCGGUCCCAAGCUGGAGGAACUACUCCAAUAUGGCAGCACCCUUAUAGAGAAGAAGUAGACUAUCUUCUGAGAGCUAGAUUAGCUAAACCUAGCAAGUCAUCGUGGGCAACUCCCUGUCUGUUGUUACUAAAGGAGGAUGGCAGUAUGCGACAAUGUACAGAUUACAGGAGAGUAAACUCUGUUACUGUUAAAGAUAGUUACCCUUUACCACGGCAGAUGACCUCAUAG
Molecule: messenger RNA, 690 nt
Organism: Macrobrachium nipponense
Lineage: Eukaryota; Metazoa; Arthropoda; Malacostraca; Decapoda; Palaemonidae
Exons: 2
Coding region: 1-690 (229 amino acids)
Source: RefSeq, a predicted model, not a curated record